CCCUAGUCAGAAUCAGAGUGAGACUCCAGUACUCCCCAGUCUCUCUAUAUAGUGAGUGUAAAGAGUAUUUUAUCUUAGCCUCCAUAAGGGUACACAACUAGAAGAACACCCAUGCUAGGAGGCACCUACAUGGGGUUGCUGGCUACAGCAGCCCUACUCUCUCUGCUACAGGACGGGUCUUACGGAAGUGUUGAGGGUGACAGAUCAUCAGUUACAAUGAGAGAUGCAGGUAUGAGAGAUGCAGCAGGGACCUGCACUGUCCACAGCAACUUCCACUACAGCACCUUUGACUGGGCCAACUUCCGCUUCGUUGUCCCCUGUACCUACGUCCUGGCCCGGCUGUGCUCGUCCUCUGAGACCCCCCUGUCCCACUUCAGUGUGGAGGUGAAGAACGAGCAGCGAGGAAACUCCUCUGUAUCUCCUGUUCUGCAGGUCAAUGUGGAGGUGGAGAACCUCAGGGUCUCCCUGCACAAGAGACAGAACCACCGGGUCAUGGUCAACGGCAUUUGGAAGAACCUCCCCCUGAGCCUCAAUGGUGGCACCAUCAACAUCCGAGGAAAUGCGGCUUCCGUCGUCCUGGAGACUAACUUCAACCUUUUUGUAUCCUAUGAUGACUCCUGUGCCGUGCAUAUCACCGUCCCCGCCUCGUAUUCCGGUAAAGUCUGCGGCAUGUGCGGGAACUUCAACCACCUGAAAGACGAUGAUUACCACACGGCUGACGGUUCUGAGGCUUCAACCGCUGCCACGUUCGGCCAGAGCUGGCAGAGCCAGAAGGCCUGUCAGUCAACCGUUGUCCCCAAUGAGUGUCCCCCUAUGGAGGAGGCAGAGUACGCUAGCGAGCCCUACUGUGGGUCCCUGGUCUCCAGGCACGGGCCCUUCGCAGAAUGCCAGUCUGUCCUUGGAGCCGAGAGCUACUUCCGGAGCUGUGUGGCGGGGAUGUGUGGAGCAGGUGGUGGCCUGGAGGUGCUGUGUGAGGCCCUGCAGUCCUAUGCUGAUAUGUGCCUCAAGGCCGGGGGGCCUGUACCUGCCUGGAGGAACUCGACUAUGUGUCCCCUGGAGUGUGGAGCGAACAGCCAUUACAACGCCUGUGCCGAGGGCUGCCCUGAGGCCUGCUCCGCCAUGGACACCCAAGGGGCGUGUGGAAGCUGUGAGGAAAGGUGUGAGUGCAACCCUGGCUUCAAGCUCAGUGGGGGGACGUGUGUCUCUGUAGAGGACUGUGGCUGCUGGAUGAAUGGAGUGCACUAUGAGAAAGGAGCGACGUUCAUGGACGGUGAAUGUGAUCGUGUGUGCCAGUGUAUGGGCGGGGGCGGACUCCAGUGUUCUGCUUCCUCCUGCGCGGACGACGAGGUGUGCAAGGUCAAAGAGGGGGUCAAGGGUUGCUUCCCCUCCAGCCCGGCCAUCUGCCGCGUCUACGGAGACCCCCACUACAUCACCUUUGACGGCAAGGCAUACACCUUCCAGGGGGGCUGCAGCUACACCCUGGCCAAGACGUGCGGCGGACACACACCCAUCCAGUUCUCAGUGACGGGCCAGAACUGGAACCCGGGGAGCGAGAGCAGUGCUAAGCUGGCCGCAGUGGUUCUGGAGACCAAGGGUCUGCAUUUGAAGAUAGAUAACUACAGUGUUACAGUGAACCAUGUUUGGCAGAGUCUUCCUAUUGCAGUAAACGGCUCAUACGGUGAGGUGAAGCUGUACAAGAAGAAGCAGUACACUGUCAUGGAGACGACCUUUGGCCUCCAGAUGCUGCUGGACGAUCAUCACAGGCUCUUCCUGCAGCUGGACGAGCGCUACAAGGGUGAGAUGUGCGGCCUCUGUGGUACCUACUCCAACGACCAGGGGGAUGACUUCCUGACCCCAAACGGCACCAAACCCGAGACCAAUGAGGUCACGUUCGCCAACAGCUGGAGAGUGAAGAGUCCGGAGGACGAUCGCUGUGUUGCUUCCCCACCUGCCCCCCAACCAUGUGACUCCCAUUUGGACAACCAGGGCUACCAGGAGUGUUCCAAGCUGCUGCGUGACACUUUCAAGCCCUGCCACCCAUUUGUCCACCCCACAUCCUACAUAGACAGCUGUAUGUCUGACCACUGUGCCUCCGGCGGGGACAUGCAUGUGACAUGCUACUCCCUGAAGUCCUACGUGACCGCCUGUCAGGUGGCCAGUGUUACCUUGCCCCCCUGGUUUAAUGACACCGCCUGUGAUAGCCUACCUGGCCCUCCCACAAAACCACCAGUUACUACACCUGACAAUACAUUUUGUCCUCUAGACUGCAACUUUGACAACAGCGAGUGUGGGUGGGAGCAAAUUGUUCAGGACAGUUUUGAUUGGAGAAGACAGAGAGGCCCAACCCCGUCUGACCUCACAGGGCCAACCCAGGACCAUACCACAGGAGGUGGCUCCUACAUGUACAUUGAGGGCAAUGGUGUGUACUACGGAGACUCUGCCCGUAUGAUAAGCCCUAAGUGCCAAAAAGGGGCUACAAAAUACUGCCUGCGCUUCUGGUACCACAUGUACGGACAGGCCAAGGCCAUGAUUCUCAAUGUCUACCAGCUUGAUGAGCACAACAAACACAGGAAACUGUGGUCGAAAGCCAAUAACCAGGGCUCCACAUGGUAUCCUGCAAAAGUGGAUAUCAAUAUCGAUGGGUCAUUUCAGAUCAUCAUGGAGGGAAUCCGAGGCUCUGACCCCCAGUCUGAUGUGGCAUUUGACGACAUCUCCAUCCAUUAUGGAUCAUGUUCAGCAGGUUCCUCAACAGGUGUUGUUGGUGGACCUUCAGUUCCUCCCACAGUUAAAGAAGGAUCAUUUGUCCCACACCCAGUCUGCAACUUCGAUUGCACUUUCGAUGAGGACCUCUGCAGUUUUACCCAGCUGAUGACGGAUUCCUUUGAUUGGACAAGGCACAGUGGCUCCACCCCCACUGUGAUGACUGGGCCAUCAGCUGACCACACUAAAGGAGAAGACGGUUACUACUUGUACAUCGAAGCCAGCAAUGUGUCUAACGGAGACACGGCUCGCCUCCUCAGCUCUGAGUGUUCUGACUCCGGUCUUCAGUGUCUGCAGUUCUGGUACCACAUGUCCGGUUCAGCGGAAACUAUGGGCCUGCACGUCUACAUACUCCAGGACCGCAGCGCCGACAGGGUAUGGUUGAAGAAGAACAACCAAGGAGACUGCUGGCAACUAGCCCAGGUGGAUCUCAGGACCACUGGACCUUUCCAGAUCAUCUUCGAGGGCCGAAGAGGCACCACUGAUCAAUCUGAUGUGGCUAUAGAUGAUGUUUCUCUGCAUCAUGGACACUGUGAAGAUCUGAUUAAGCCAACAACACCAACCGAGAAUCCUGUGCCAGCAGACAAGUCUACCAUUGCACCAACACCAGCUCCAAUUACCAUGAGACCAGUAACACUAAGACCAACAACUGCUGCACCAGCUCCAACCAACUCAACCAUGCCAUCUAAACCCUCAACAACUGCUAGGCCACAACCACCAACAACUAUGAGACCAGAAACACCAGCACCACCCACAACUGAAAUACCAAGUCCACCAAGACCGACAACUGAAAGACCACAACCCCCAAGACCGACAACUGAAAGACCACAACCCCCAAGACCGACAACUGAAAGACCACAACCCCCAAGACCGACAACUGAAAGACCACAACCCCCAAGACCGACAACUGAAAGACCACAACCCCCAAGACCGACAACUGAAAGACCACAACCCCCAAGACCGACAACUGAAAGACCACAACCCCCAAGACCGACAACUGAAAGACCACAACCCCCAAGACCGACAACUGAAAGACCACAACCCCCAAGACCAACAACUGCAAGACCACAACCGCCCACCACAGCGAGACCAACACCAUUGUGCCCAAACAACAGCCACUUCGCCCCCUGCAUCUCCAACUGCCAGCCCACCUGUGUGCACCUCCACGGCCCACCCGACUGCCACUCUGAUGAGCACUGCAUACAGGGCUGUGUGUGUGACGACGGCUUUGUGCUCAGACAGAGGGUGUGUGUGCCCACUCAGCAGUGCGGCUGUGUGGACAGCAAUGGCAACAGCCAUCACUUUAAAGAGAGCUGGUACACUGAGCACUGCCAUCAGAAGUGUGAAUGUGUUGAAGAUGAUGGUGUGGGGGAGAUUGACUGCAAUAAUGAAUAUGAGUGUGAUGGGGAUGCCAUCUGUCUUCAGAAUGAAGCCGGACUGUAUUUCUGCAAGUCAACAGGCUUCAGUGAGUGCUCUAUCAAUGGAGACUCAGAGUACAAAACCUUUAACAACGAGAAGCAUGACUUUGAGGGCACAAACUCUCAUGUUCUGGUCCAGACCACAGACCUGUCCAAGAACCAGCCAGACAUCUACAUCAAGACCAUCAAUGAGAUCAUCAACCAGGAUGGUGAUGACAGUCAUGGUGACAGUAGCCAAGGUGACAGUAGCCAAGGUGACAGUAGCCAAGGUGACAGUAGUAAUGUUGACAGCAGUGAUGAGGAUGACAAGCAUAAAGACAGCAUGAGAAGGGAGAACAGUGAAGACAAGCAUGAUCGCAGCGAUGAGGACAGUGAUGAAGAUAAAAGUGAGAACAACAACCGUCUGCGACUCAGAGGGCUGAAAAUCAGAGUCUACAACCACAUAGUGGAGUUCAGGAAGAACAGGAAACUUGUUCUGGAUGGUAGGAGCACGCAUGCCCCUGUCUCCCCAGCAAGGGGCCUGAGGAUUCUGGAGAGCUCUUCUCGUAUCUACCUGAAGACAGACUUUGGCCUCUCCGUGGAGUUUGAUGGACACAGCAGAGCAGUAAUCAUCCUGCCCCACACCUACAAGAGGAGAUUGGGAGGCCUGUGUGGCAACGUUGACGGCAAGAAGAAGAAUUACAUGAUGAAGCUGAACGGGAAACAGGCCAAGAUCGUCAAAUAAAUUGGAGAGAGCUGAAGAGUGACGGAGGACGGAUUGAGCAUAACAUGGAGAGGAUCAUCUUCCCUUCGUAACUUUGCUUAUGGCCAGCGACCUGACCUCAAUGCAUCAAGAGCAUUGAAUUUUUUUUUUUUAUUUUCUUCUCAUAGACAGACACAUUCCUUCCUACAAUGGACACAGUGAAUUUUAAAGCACUUGGGUUAAAAAAGGGGGGUUUUGUGGACUAUGGAUCAAUAAAGUGUUCUACUUCUUCCA
Molecule: messenger RNA, 5154 nt
Organism: Oncorhynchus gorbuscha (pink salmon)
Lineage: Eukaryota; Metazoa; Chordata; Actinopteri; Salmoniformes; Salmonidae
Product: IgGFc-binding protein-like
Exons: 24
Coding region: 112-4902 (1596 amino acids)
Cellular component (GO): membrane
Molecular function (GO): protein binding
Source: RefSeq, a predicted model, not a curated record